ACCCACCCAAAGCAACGCACCCGCCGCUCCACCCUGCCCGUUCUGCUGUUCUCUCGCCUCGCCCUCGCCUCCCUUCCCAGUUCCCUCUCUUGUCCUUCUCUCCACUACGAACCUCAUCCCACCACCAUCACCUCCCGACCGCCGAUAUCCCUCGUCGCAAGCAUCUCGCCCCUUGCCGACUCCUCCUCUUCACUCUCUUACUUUUCUUCUCACGAUCCGGUUCGGGUGACUUUUGUAUUAUUUUUCCCUCCUUCGUUUCAGUGCUUUGUCCGAGACCGCCUUUCCAUGAUACGACGCCUUUCCGUCGAGAUUUCCAAACUGACGACCCUGACGAUCUCCCUCGCGCAAAUUACCUUCCGAUACCCAGCAUAAUCCGCUUGUGCCAGUAACAUCCUUCGACGAGUUGCUAUCCACUUGUUUUUAGCUCCAAGCGCACAGAGAAACGCCCGCCGACCCCCUGCUCUCGUUUCGAUUUCACGACACGCCCAGGCACCAGCCUCGCUUUCGCCCUUCUCGACUUGGACCUGUCGCCUCUUGAUAGGAGACAAACCAUCUCUGUAUGGGUCGAGCCUGAGUGCAUACUGCGAAAUCACCCCGUCGUAUUUUCCGGCUUGCGCGGCGGAAACCCUCCAUCGCCGCAUCGAUCUCGACGGCGCGACGUGUUUCAGCACCUUGGCCAAACUGGUCACCUUGCGGCGUUUGCCUCGCCCACGUCGUUCACACCCACGUCAGACUUGAUUUAUCUACUAUAACGACCAAAUACGACGCGACAACACCCUCAAAAGAAAACCUCUGGCCAUGGCAGGCAACAUGCAACACAUGGGCGCUGCCGGCCAAAUGAUGGCUCAGCAACAGCAACAGCAGCAGAUGAGGGGCAACAACAACCGACAGCUCCAGCAGCAUGUCUAUCAAUUUCUAGCUCAAAACACGCCGCCAUUUAAUGGUAUGGCCUGGCAAGCCAGCGUUGUCAUCAGCGAUCGCAUGGGCAAAAUUGUCGAACUGAUUACAAAUAUUAGCUUGGCUAUGAACAACGUUGAUUUGAUGCAAGCUGCAGAGGUUGGUUGCCAGUUUGAGAGGCAAAUCUUCCUCAAGGCUGGCAGCAGGGAGGAGUACAACACAACCAUGCAGAAUAAGAUUCUCGAAUUCUUCAAGAAGCGCCAAAACAACGAGCCCAACAUCCAAAACUCCCUGAACUCUAAUGUGCGAGCUCAGGCGCAGGCGCAUGCCCAAGCCCAAGCCAUGAUGAAUAUGCAGGCUCAGAUGGGCCGUGGCAUGCUGCCUCAGCAAGGCUUCCAGCAAAUGCAGCCUGGUAUGCCCGGCGCGCAGAUGCCCGCACAGCAGCAGCAGCAGUUCCUGCAACAGCAACAACAAAUGAUGAUGAUGCAGGGCCAAGCUGGACGCGGUGCCAUGAUGCAAAACCAGCCUGGCAUGAUGAUGCAAACUGGACAGCCAAUGGGACAGGGCAUUCCGACUGACAUGUCUAAACUCGGACCGGCUGAUAAGUCUAAGCUUAUGGAAUAUGCUGCCAAACUAAUGUCAGAAGCCACGGAACAACAGAAGAACAACGCACGAUUGCAGCUUCGCCAACGGCUACGACCGCAACAGCUAGCUGAACUCCAAGCGCAAGGAAAGGAUCCUUUGCUUUGGUUUUAUCAGAACCAAGCAUUCCAACAAUUGCGCCAAGGACGUUUACAGCAACAGCAGCAGCAACAGCAGCAACAACCUCCACAAUCACAGCAGCAGCAGCAGCAGCAGCAACAAAACUCCAACCAAGCUCAAGCUGCUAUGAUGCAACAUCAACAGAGCCAGCAAUCUCUUCAGCAACGCCAGGCAAUGAUGGGUAAUGCACAGGCUAAUGGUCCCAAUGCUGAUUUCUCCCAGUUCACAAAUAUGGAGAGUAUAAAAGACCAACAACUCAACGGCUAUAUGGCACAGCAGGCUGGCCAAAUGGUUGUUCCUGCUAGCGGUGGCGGUCCCAGAAAUGCGACUCCGCAGCCUGGAAACCAAAAUAUGAACCAAGCUGGUCAGAACCAGACACCAAGACCGCCGCCGCAGCAGCAGCAACAACAACAGCCCCAAGGACAGCAAGGCAUGAACAUGCAGCAGCAGAUGAAGAUGGGCCAAAACCAAAACCAGAUGCAAAUGCAAAAUCAGGCACAAAUGAAGCAGAUGCAAGGGCAAGGCGGCCAGAUGAACAAUGCCAUGGCUGCAUCCCUCGGCCAGGGAAUGAACCCUGCUGCUCGCCAGAACCCUCAAAUGGCUGCUGGUCAAGGAGUUGCUGGCCAAUUCGGCAACCAACAGCUGAACCAAGCUGGUGCACGACCGGCAAAUGCUGCCUUCCAAGCUAUGCUGGCCACUAUGACUCCUGAGCAACGCCAGCAUCUCAGUUCCAUGCCACCGGACAAAAUCGCAGAAACAAUUCGCAGAUGGCAACUCUCGCGACAGCAUGCUGCACAGCAACAGCAACAGCAACAGCAGCAGCAACAAAUGCAAGUGAAUGCGACGCAGAUGAACCAGACAGGCAUGACCAAUGGCCAACCUAACCAGUUUCAGCAAAUGGGCCCCAAUAUGGCUGGCGGCAUGCCGCAGAACAUGCAGCAAGUUGGCAACAUGGCCAACCCUGGUGGUCAACAACCGAUGGCGGGUCGCGUGUCCCUACAAGGCGCGCAAGUUCAAGCCAUGAUGGAUGCAAUGGAGAUAGCGCCUCCAAUUUUGCAACAAAUGGCUUCACAACUGCCUCCAGAGGUUAAGAAGUGGCGUGACUUGAAGAUCUGGCUCAGUCAAAGUCAGGUGCCUCUCCAUGUCAAGACCCAGCUAGGCCAGCUCCAGCAAAAGCAGUUCCAGGUCGUUAUGCAGCGACGAAUAGCACAACAAGGUCAGGCGCCCCAACAACCUGGACAACCAGGUCAACAACCUCAGCAACAGCUACCCCAGCAGCAGCAAUCGCAGCAGCCGCAGGCACAGCAGUCUCUUGGACAGAACCAGCAGCAACAAGCCGGGCAGCAAGGUCCCCAGCCAGGCAAUCUUGUUCCGCAGCAGCAAUCGCAGCAGCAGCCGCAACAACAACAGCCACAACAGCAGCCGCAAGGGCAGGGUAUGGGUAAUACGGGACCAAUGGGCGCACCACAGCUAUCACCUCAGCAAAUGGCUGUGAUGCAGCGUAUCAUGGCCAGCGCACCGCCUCAAGUCUCACAAGUCACUCCGGAGGAAAUGCUCACGCUGCGCCAACGACCCCAUCUUGCCAAUAUGCCAGAUGAGCAGCUACGACCGAUGAUGAUCCAGAUGAAGCGCAAUGCAUGGGCUCGAAGCCAGAUGCAGGCGCAAGCCCAGUCGCAGCGCAUGCGAAACCAAGCUGCUGGCCAAGGUGCUGCUCUUGGGCCGCAGGCGGCCUUCAACCAGAUUCCUGAUGGUCAGGCCAAUAACAACAACGUGCAACAGCAGGUACCACAGCCACCAACUCAACCGUCACAGACGCCGGCUAAGACGCCGACGCCCACUCAGGCACCAAAUCGUGCACCUCAGCAGAAGAACAACACCCCGAGCCAAGAUGCUGCCAAGGCCAAACAAGCUCCAAAGAACCUCAAGCGCCCAAGUACGGACGACCUUGACGAUGGCAGUAAUGCAGCAGCAGGUGGUGCCAAGUCUAUGCAGCAACCCUUCAAGGAGCUAUCGGCAGAGCAAGUUGCCGCUUUGUCUCCCGAAGACCGUGCCCGAUAUGAGAUGCUGCUGAAGAACCAGCUAGCAAGACACGCAUCCACGGCCCAAUUCGACCAAGAAGUUGUAAAGCGACUCAAGAUGAUUGGCAAUGAGGAGCAGCGUAGCUUUUCUCAAGAUUCACUGGCUCGCAUCGCCAUGUCGAAUGAGGAGCUUGCCGAAACCGGCGCCAAGUUGCAGAAGGCAGGCUUUGAGAUGAAACGAUUGGGACGGGUGCUUUUGCGCUGGUAUUCGAUUGCUCGAGAUGAUGGCCGCGCUCGCAUGUUUUUCAAGACGCGAUUGCGACUUUUGCGCCAGUUCAAGGACGGCGAUGCCAUGACAAUCUUGGAAGAUACCUUUAGUAUGCGAAGCGGCGAGAUUGACCAGCUGCGUGCUAUGCUGGAUAGCAUGGCCCGCGACUUGGCUGUGGAUGCGAUGAACAAGAACGCCGCCAAUGGUCAGACUCAAGCCUUGCAGACUGGCCAAGCUCCCGGAUUGGACCAGUCCGGGGAAUCGCCAACCAAACCUGCCCAGCACAAGGGCUCCAAGUCCAACGAAGCGCCACCAGCCCCGACAUCUUCGCAGCCCCCUGUGCAGAUUGGCGUUCCCUCUCCACAUGGCAACCCCAACUACAUGAACAAGGCCAAGGAGAUGCAGCUGCAGAUUCCUGCGUCGCGCAAGAAGCAAAAGACGGCACAGCAAACCGGAGCCGCUACUGGUACACCUUCGCCCAAGGUUGGCAACGCCGCAUCGCCCGACCUUAAGCGUGCCGAACCUCCCAAGCCUACAUUCUUGUGCAAGGAAGCAGACUGCGAUAUGCCCACUACUGGCUUCCCCACAGAGCAGGCGUUGCAACUGCACGUUGAGGAAGAGCACACCAAGCCGCGAGAGAACCCUCUUAGGUUCCUGCAGGAGAAUCUCGCCCUUGUCCUGGGCUUGGAACCUGACGGCACUUCCAAGAAGGACAAGACCGGUGCUGCUGCAAUGAGCACGUCAAACUCCAAACAAGGACAGACCCCAGGUGCCUUUGUAGGCACACCAAUGGGCACGGGCAUGAAGCGAAGUGCCAGCACAGCCAGCAAGACGACCACGACUGGAAAGGCUGUCGCAUUGCCGCCACGGGCGGCCAGCGCAGAUCCCUGGGCUGGAUCCGUUAUUGAUAGACAAGUACUGCUCUGCAACUUGGGCUAUGAGAAGGGCCUGCCAAGCCUGCUGAACGACAUUAACUUGUACCUAUCGAACUCGCCAAACGACACACCCGAGUCCAGCAAGUCUAGCGAGCCUACGAGUGAGCUCUCUGACGGAGUCCCCGUCGAGCUCGACAUGAACUGGCAAAACUUUGACACGGACAUGAUGCUCAACCUGGACAGCGCCGGCCUGAACUCUCUGAAUGGCACUGGUGACACACUGGACCCGUCGUUUCUGUUGAACUCAACUGGUGGUGCCGGACCCGACUGGAACAGCAUGAGCGUUGAUUUCUCCAAGCCGUUCCAGCUAGACACGAGUCUAUUUUCCAUGGAGGCGCUAUAAGACGAGAAGCAGGCAACUGCGCAUUGAAUUCUUUUUUGGAGCUUUGCUGGCCUUGAUAUUCUUUGUUUGUCUUCUUCAUCUUUAUCGUCAUCAUCAUCUCUUCUUUUUUUCACGUCAUUUUUCUUAUUUGAUACAUUAUUUGCAGGCCUGGUGGAAUGGCCCCUAGGAUAUAUAUACCCUGGUUUUUCUUUUUUCUUCACGAUGUUACGCAUACUCUGAGUGCAUCUAUCUUCUGUUCUUCUGGGAGCUGCGCUGACAUUUGGCCUUUUGUUUUUCAUGCUAUCUGGAUUUGUUUUGCGGUUUUCUUAUUCUUCACGGCCGUUUUUGUUUCGAUUACUAUUGGGAGAAGGAUUCGGGGAGGGAAUGGGAAGUUAAAAGGAGCAAAGCCAUGGAGCGCCUACAGAAUGUACAUGUCUACUUGGCUUCCAGCUUUGGGUACUCUACUCUUGGCUGUUAAGCAAGAAUGGCUUUCUGCGGUGGCGAUGGGGAACGGAUGGAAGAGGCGGUGUUUUGUACUGGUAGUAGUGGAAUAGCUUUGUUUUUUAUUUCGUUUUUGGGCGCGGAAGCAAUCUAAAAAGAAGAGCGUAUGGAUACAAAAGCCAGGCGCCUUUGUGGUUUUGUUUUUCUUUACUAUUUCAUCUUGGGAAAGCGAAUUUGAUUGACUUUUUUGGUAUUCCUUCUGUGCGCAUGUGGUUCUACUGUUGCUGCUUCUGUAUGUCUCCGUGUGUCUGUGUGACUGUUGUCUUUUUAUUUAUUUAUAUUUAUAUUUAUUAUUAUUUUCAAUAGAACACUGCUAUUCGUCCCAUAGAUACACCUUUUUCGUCCGUUGUCAGCCUAC
This is a messenger RNA of [Torrubiella] hemipterigena, 6061 nucleotides long. The record is from the annotation of a GenBank genome assembly. NCBI's taxonomy places the organism in Eukaryota, Fungi, Ascomycota, Sordariomycetes, Hypocreales, Clavicipitaceae.